AUGCCCUCCCAUUUAACUUCAAGCAAUCACGAUUCUGUGCUUACCAAGAAGCGCCGGAAGAUCCGGAAGGGAACAACCAGCUGCUGGGAAUGUAAACGGCGGAAGGUUCGGUGCAGUCUUGUGGACAGCCCCGGUGGCGUCUGUAUAGCAUGUCAAAGACGCAGUACGAAAUGUUUGACUCAAGACUAUCCGGUAGAAGAUGAGGUGGAAAAUGCGCCAGGGGGUUGGCGCAUGGCUAGAGUGCCUGAGCCUAGCAGCCCGGCAGCCGCUGAUUCUCCUGGAGUUGGCCCAAGAUUCCCUUCUCAGCGUAUAAUUGCUGAUUCUGAGCGUGAUAGGCGAUCUAUUUCGACACCAUUGGCAGAUCCUUAUGCGAGCAUCUUUCAGGAGUUGUACGCCAGCUUACCAUCGCGCAAUGAUCUCAGCAUUAUCUGCGAUGUACUCGACCAGGUCCCUAUUCUAUUCUAUGAAUUUAUAACGUGCCCAUAUCCCAUCGUGCAGAAGGACAGUCGUGGCUCCGUUGAAAGUAGAUCAUUUCUCAACAUCCCGGACCCGGUUCCCCACCCGGCUUUGCUAGCAAGGCAUAUGCUGCGAAUUGUGAUGGCACUUCAGUCUCUAGAUCUCAAGAAAUGUGGCGCGAAGCUCACUGGGCUUUCGGAAGCACCGCAGGUGAUGGCAAAGAGGCUGGCCGAAACAGCAAUUCGCCUCGUCACCAGUCGCGACGAGCUGCUUGGCACAGUGGAGGGCAUAGAAUGCGUGAUGAUGGAGGGCAGCUACCAGGCAAACAGCGGAUAUUACUGUCCUGCCUGGAUUGCAUUUCGCAAGGCGAUGACCUUAGCCCAAGUAAUUGGGAUUCACCGACCGGGCCAUUCAUUGCGCUUGCUCGACCGCCGUUGUAAAGUGGACGGCUCGUUCCUGUGGUACCGGGCUACUUAUAUCGAUCGUUUUAUGUGUUUGAUGAUGGGCCGACCUCAAGGCUCGAUGGACUGCAGUAUGGCCACAGGCGGGCCCUUUGAAGCUGAUACGCCGCUAGGGCAACUGGAACGGGUCCAUUGCGUGAUCGCUCACCGGAUCCUGGAGCAGAAUGAUGCGGGGAUAUACUCGGUAGAGAAGGUUCACGAUAUUGACAACCAGCUACAGAAAGCAGCGGAGAUGAUGCCUAGCGAGUGGUGGACAGUGCCGAACAUAGUCCAACUAGACGGCUCUAUCGGCUGGGAGAUGCGCCUCGUAUCGCAGAUCAACCAUUACGGCCUCAUCAACCAACUCCACAUCCCUUACAUGCUACGGUUUGCGAACGCUGAGCAACUACAAAGUUACUCACAAACAACCUGCAUCAACGCAUCCCGCGAGAUCCUUACCCGCUACAUCGUUCUCGGAAACUCCAACAGAGUUGCAUAUUCCUGCCGUGUAAUCGACUUCUUCACCCUCUCCUCAGCCCUCCUUCUCCUCCUAGCUCAUCUCCGCCAACAUACCCGCAGCCCGGGUGAGUUCAGCCCCCUUGCCCACCAGCGCCAGAGCGACCGUGGCAUGAUCUCGCAAACACUAGAUAACCUCCAAAAGACCGCUUGGGUAAGCCAGGACCGGAUAAUUGCCAAAUCUGCCGAUUUGCUGAGCUGUCUACUUGAUAUUGAGGGUGAGGCGGCGCAAGGCUCUGCCACCUAUGUAGUACACAGCAUCGGCUCUCCCGAGGAGGUCAAAGUGGAAACGGAACGCGGUCCCCCGCCACUCACGAGGGGUCUCCGCUUCUGUAUACCCUGGUUCGGGUUUGUCAGGAUUGUACGGGGUUUUAUCCAGCGUACGCCUUCUGCGGCUGAGAUUAUGGACGGCAAGGAUAUACUCCAAUUUCGGCCGACAACGCCGGUGGCCCAAGAUCCACUGGUAAAUGACACAACGAAUCAUCCACCAGCAGGAGAGCCGCCGGCAGUUGGACCGCGAUACGGACAAGCAUCGGCGCCUUCGCAACAGCCGCAGCCAUGGUACGCGGAUGUUGGGCUUGGGGUCGAUGACUGGACAAUGCAGGGGUUUGACAUGUCGUUCUGGAACUACUUCUUCCAGGGACCGAGUCUGAGCAUGCCUUCAGAUGGGAUAGGAAUGGGAAUAGGAAUGUAG
Molecule: messenger RNA, 2106 nt
Organism: Aspergillus nidulans FGSC A4
Lineage: Eukaryota; Fungi; Ascomycota; Eurotiomycetes; Eurotiales; Aspergillaceae
Exons: 2
Coding region: 1-2106 (701 amino acids)
Biological process (GO): regulation of DNA-templated transcription; regulation of transcription by RNA polymerase II; DNA-templated transcription
Cellular component (GO): nucleus
Molecular function (GO): DNA binding; DNA-binding transcription factor activity, RNA polymerase II-specific; zinc ion binding
Source: RefSeq, a predicted model, not a curated record